AUGGAUACAAAAGGUGGUCAAAAUAUAUCGGCAAGCAAUCUAGCAUCUAAAGCCCUACUAGAAGAAAAUUCUGUUGUCUAUAUUGCAAUUAAAGGCUCUUUACAUGCACAUGAUUGUUCUGCAUUUGGUUUAGGACUGGAAGAAAUAAAGGCAUUGACAAAAAAAUAUCCAGGUUCAGGUGUUGUAGUAAAUGGUGUUGCUAUUAAAACUAAUGUGUUGGAUGCUUUAAAUUCUCUAAGUCAAUUGGGAUAUAGAAUUAUCUCAAGCACUGGCGAGACAGAGAUCACAUGGACCAUGCAACGUGAAAUAUAG
Molecule: messenger RNA, 312 nt
Organism: Achroia grisella
Lineage: Eukaryota; Metazoa; Arthropoda; Insecta; Lepidoptera; Pyralidae
Exons: 1
Coding region: 1-312 (103 amino acids)
Source: RefSeq, a predicted model, not a curated record